Messenger RNA from Bipolaris sorokiniana ND90Pr, 730 nucleotides. RefSeq lists its product as uncharacterized. The transcript has a single exon. The record is from RefSeq and is a predicted model, not a curated record. The coding region runs from base 66 to 290 and encodes 74 amino acids. NCBI's taxonomy places the organism in Eukaryota, Fungi, Ascomycota, Dothideomycetes, Pleosporales, Pleosporaceae.
GUUAAAUAGUAUCGUUGACCUUGAGAUCCAAGUUUUGAUACCAUCUCCAUCCUUUCACAACACCAAUGGCUCCAGUCUCUCUUCACCCGUCGUCACACCCGUUUCUGACGCCUACGCGCGCAUCGGAUAUAUCGUCAUGGACACUGUCGGUACCUGAACGGAGUUCGAGCUCGUCCACUGAGUCUAUCACCGACGCUCAGUCACGCCAAGCCGCCAUCGAAGCCUAUCGACAGAUGAAAGCUGCUCUCUUCUCGAGGUCUCUCCAUUCAAACCUCUCCCGGUCUACCUGAUCAUCUUUCACGCUGCUGCGACACUGCAAUAGCACUGUUCUGGCAUAUUGCCGCAUCACGAUUUACGAAACACUCUCCACCAGGACGACCCAUUAUGAAUCAACGUCGUCCUCAGAGUUGCCUAUCACUAGAGUUUCAAUUGGCUAAACUCUCAAUAAUAUCCCGAUGACCUGGUGUGGAGUUAUAAUUAGGGCUUCCACAGCUGCCUUUUAGGGGGUUUCUGGAAAUGAAGUGACCAAGCCUUAUGGUAGGUGUUUGGAGUACAGAUACUAUGUAAUUAGAUCAGGUUUUGUUACUUAGUCUUUGGGUUUCGGGACAAUGAAAAGCGAGGCGGCGCGCUAGAGCGUUUGGAACUAUAAUUUAAUUAUCCCUUAAUGUAGUCAUCUUUGUCUCCCAUACCACUGACGUAGGCCUGUUCACGCGAGUGGCAUUCGAGUGCA